Molecule: messenger RNA, 900 nt
Organism: Aspergillus oryzae RIB40
Lineage: Eukaryota; Fungi; Ascomycota; Eurotiomycetes; Eurotiales; Aspergillaceae
Exons: 2
Coding region: 1-900 (299 amino acids)
Molecular function (GO): oxidoreductase activity
Source: RefSeq, a predicted model, not a curated record
AUGGCCUCUGCUGCAGUUCAACUCCCGCCUAGUCACGAACCAUCGCCACUUACACAGAAGACGUCUGCCCCUACCUCCUCGGAAAAGCCCCGCCACGUUCAAACCAAACUGUAUUUUCUGAAGGAGCUUGAAGAUGGCUCCCAUCUCACUCCAAACUAUGUCACACGGCCUGAGACCUACGAACGGCCCUCCGUUGAGCUCGCUGUGACCGUUCACGACGUGAGCGGCCAUGAACUGGACUACACACUGGAUAAAAAUGGCUUCCAGUACUACUACCACGAGAGCCGUGAGAAGGACUUCCUUGACGAUGAGAAGAUCGCAAGAGAAUACUACCCAGAGACUGAGCAGCUGUUGAAAGACGCAACCGGUGCUUCCCGUGUCUUCAUCUUCGACCAUACCAUUCGCCGUGCACCCAAAGAUGUGAGGGCUCAGUCCACGCCCCAACGGGGACCCGUGCAGCGUGUACACAUCGACCAGUCCUACGAAGCGGCGAAAAACCGUGUCUCGUACCAUCUUCCCGAGGAAGCUCCCGAGCUCCUCAAAGGACGCUAUCAGAUCAUCAAUGUUUGGCGGCCUAUCAAGCCGAUCCUCAAAGAUCCAUUGACCGUCGGGGAUGCUCAUACGCUUCCGGAUAGUGACCUCGUGGGUAUCAAACUUAUCUACCCAAACCGUGAAGGUGAAACAUACGCGGUUAAGCCCAACCCUGAUGUUAAAUGGUACUAUCGCUACGGCCAGACCCCUGAUUUGGUCACCUUGAUCAAGUGCUUUGACUCCAAGACGGAUGGUCGGGCCCGUAGAGUUCCUCACUCUGCGUUUGUUAACCCAGAGACUGUGAACGAGGAGCCGCGAGAGAGUAUUGAAGUGAGGGCUUUGGUCUUUCAUCCGGAUGAUCAGGAGUAA